This is a messenger RNA of Sclerotinia sclerotiorum 1980 UF-70, 1047 nucleotides long. RefSeq lists its product as hypothetical. Gene Ontology annotation, molecular function: G protein-coupled receptor activity. The record is from RefSeq and is a predicted model, not a curated record. Lineage: Eukaryota; Fungi; Ascomycota; Leotiomycetes; Helotiales; Sclerotiniaceae. The coding region runs from base 1 to 1047 and encodes 348 amino acids. Gene Ontology annotation, cellular component: plasma membrane. Gene Ontology annotation, biological process: cell surface receptor signaling pathway; adenylate cyclase-activating G protein-coupled receptor signaling pathway. The transcript is spliced from 3 exons.
AUGAAAGCCGAAAACAUAACCCACCAAGAAUUCCAAACCAUCAUCGCAAUCGAACGAACAUGUUCCGGAAUAUCGCUCUUGGGAAGUUUCUUCAUAAUCAUUACAUUUCUCAGCACGACGGCAUUUCGCAAACCAAUUAAUCGAUUAGUCUUUUACGCAUCCCUUGGAAACUUAUUCACAAAUCUCGCUACGUUGAUUUCGAGAUCUGCUCUGGGGAAACCAGAUGGAAGAUUUUGUCAAUUUCAGGCUUUUCUUAUUCAGAUGUUUCUCCCAGCAGAUGCCUAUUGGACAUUGGCAAUGGCUUGUAACGUAAUGUUUGCAUUUUUCUUCCAAUUCGACGUCAUCGAGCUUCGACGUUUAGAAAAAUGGUAUAUGCUUCUCUGUUACGGAGUUCCAUUUAUACCCGCCUUUGUAUUUUUUUUCGUGCAUACGCGUGAAAAGGGGUAUAUGUAUGGAAGUGCCAUCUCAUGGUGUUGGAUUGAUUCGAAAUGGACUUGGUGGAGAUUAUGGAGUUUUUAUGUGCCGGUUUGGAUUACAAUUUUCAUCACUAUUAUGAUAUACACGGUAGCAGGCAAAAAAAUCUACGAUAAAAGACAAGAACUUGUAACAGCAAACCAACGAACCUCACCAGCCUCAUUACCAAAACUCCGCCAGGAAAAAUCCUCCCAGACAGAACUCCUCCCUACAAACACCAACAAAGAAACCACAUCCCCCAGCCCAACCAAACCCGUCCUCUCACCACCCCAAAAAUCCAAACCCAGCAACCCCCCCAACAAACAAGCCAACACCGCCCUCUGGGCCUACGCAAAAGUCUCUCUCCUCUUCUUUCUCGCUAUGAUGAUAACAUGGAUCCCCUCAACCGCCAAUCGAAUCUAUUCGAUUUGUUAUCCGGGAAUGGUUAAUAUGUCGCUGCAGUAUAUUUCCGUGUUUGUGUUGCCGCUGCAGGGGUUUUGGAAUGCGUUGAUUUAUGUGUUUACGAGUAGGGAUGCUUGUAGGGUUUUUUGGGGGAGGAUGAGGGAGGGAAUUGCAAUUGGUGGGUUUUUUUAG